AUGCACCGUGCCGCCACUUACCAGGCCAUCAUCUGCCGGAAGUUCGCAGUGGUGGUUCCCGGCCGCCUGGACCAGCAACAUAUCCAGUACACCCACCAGCUGCGGGGGGUGCUGGGACCGUCGUCUACAGCUCCGCACGCUGCCCGGGGUCAUCUGGCCCCAGCAGGACCACACGGACUCCCUGCUGCUCUCCCACAGCAACAAACUGAUCCCGCAGCCCAUCCAAGCCCUAGCCCCAGCCCCGGCCCUGACCAAGCCAUCCCUCCCAAGAGCCGCCGACGAAGCGCCUGUGGCGGUGGUGAUAGUGGGGUCAGGAAGCCUGAGUGUAGUGGGCGACACAGCCUAUACCAGGACUGGUCAGGGCGUGCUGGACUAGGGGCAGAGGAGGGGACGGUUGUAGCCCAGGCAGCCGAUGCAGGAUUGACCUGGAAUGAGUUAGACUGCCUAGGGGCCACUCUCGCCCCUCUCUGCUGGCAAUAUGGGCUAUGGGCUACCAUCUGGCAGAUCCGCGAAUGA
Molecule: messenger RNA, 516 nt
Organism: Aspergillus pseudoviridinutans
Lineage: Eukaryota; Fungi; Ascomycota; Eurotiomycetes; Eurotiales; Aspergillaceae
Exons: 2
Coding region: 1-516 (171 amino acids)
Source: RefSeq, a predicted model, not a curated record